CCGAGGCCACGCACGGACUGUCCUCGCGCCGGUGCGUUCGUUUUGACUUUAUCCGAUAUCGCCCAGUUCACAGGCUCUGCCUUCGGAUCCGCCGCCAUCUGGCAGUAUGAGUCGCUCAAGUCGCGGGUCCAGACCUAUUUUGAAGAAGCUCGAGCAGACUGGUUGGAUAAAAUACGGCCACAGAAGAGAGGGGACUUCAGAAAGCAGGGGUUUUAAACUUGGAGGAGGGCUGGGUGAGCUGGACGCAAAGGGGAAUGGAUUCCACAUCUUGUGAGCCACCUCUGCAAAAGUGACCCUGGCACAAAAGUGGAAUCUCUCAAAGGUUAACAGCUGGUGGAAUAACCUGACUGAGGGUCAGCGGACUGUGACAGGUUUGUGUUAGCUUACAAGUAUUAGACAUUCACAGGAAGAGAAAUAUGGCAAACAGGUAUUAUAGCUGCAAACGUCUUUGUAUUCUGUUUAUGGAGGCUGCCUGGUAUGCGACGGAUUAUGUUUACAUAUUUCACCUCAGAUCCAUCCUCCAGAGCUCUGUGUUCUCCCAUGCUGCUCUCUACAUUUAGCCACUUCUCUCUAUUCCACAUGGCAGCAAAUAUGUAUGUUUUAUGGAGUUUUUCCAGCAGCGUUGUCUCUCUUCUGGGAUGUGAGCAGUUCAUUGCAGUGUAUCUUUCUGCUGGGGUUAUCUCCACUUUUGUCAGUUAUGUUGCUAAAAUGGCGACUGGAAGGUUUGAACCAUCGCUUGGAGCUUCGGGAGCUAUAAUGACUGUCCUUGCAGCCGUAUGUACAAAGAUGCCAGAAGCAAAACUAGCCAUCAUAUUUCUUCCAAUGUUCACAUUUACAGCAGGAAACGCUUUAAAAGCCAUAAUUGCAUUUGACACUGCAGGGCUUGCUCUAGGCUGGAGACUUUUUGACCAUGCUGCACAUCUUGGGGGAGCUCUCUUUGGAAUGUGGUACGUGACUUACGGCCAUGAGCUCAUAUGGAAGAACAGAGAACCACUGGUGAAAGCUUGGCAUGAAAUGAGGACAAAGAACACAGGAAAAGGAGGAGGUGGAAGGUCUAACUGAUUCUAAUCCUAGAGAUUCCUUGUGCCCAAGUGGUAUAUUACUUGAAGACAUGGGAUUGAAUUGGUUUUGAAGGUUUUUUGCUACUCCACAUUAAGCCUCUAAGGAGCUGAAGUUUCUAAUAUAAACUACAGUUACAGAAAUGCAUAUCAAUAGAAGAUGAACUCUGACAAAAGGUGGAACAAUAAAGGUUUUUAUCCUAUUGCUCUCUGA
Molecule: messenger RNA, 1272 nt
Organism: Fulmarus glacialis (Northern fulmar)
Lineage: Eukaryota; Metazoa; Chordata; Aves; Procellariiformes; Procellariidae
Gene: PARL
Product: presenilin associated, rhomboid-like
Exons: 9
Coding region: 478-1062 (194 amino acids)
Cellular component (GO): membrane
Molecular function (GO): serine-type endopeptidase activity
Source: RefSeq, a predicted model, not a curated record